Grus americana (Whooping crane) is the source of this 1462-nucleotide messenger RNA. Its product is annotated as lactosylceramide 4-alpha-galactosyltransferase-like. Gene Ontology annotation, molecular function: acetylglucosaminyltransferase activity. The record is from RefSeq and is a predicted model, not a curated record. NCBI's taxonomy places the organism in Eukaryota, Metazoa, Chordata, Aves, Gruiformes, Gruidae. The coding region runs from base 227 to 1276 and encodes 349 amino acids. Gene Ontology annotation, biological process: protein O-linked glycosylation. The transcript is spliced from 2 exons.
GCCCGCUCCAGGGCCGCGUCUCCAGCGAGUAACGGGUUCGUUUCCUCGCGGUGCCUCCCCGACCCGACGGGACGGCCCCGGGAGGAGGCGGACGGCCCCAGCCGGAGACGGGGGCGGUGUUGGUGAUGCCCGGGGCGGCGGGAGGUUGCCGUGCUUCUCGGCGGGUGCGGAGCGGCGGCUCCGGAGAUCACGAGAGCAGGCUCCAACAGGAGCAAGACUGCCCAGGAUGUCCAACUGCCUGCCAAAACUGACCACAGGGCUGCUGAGCCACAGGCUCGGGGUUCUGUUGAUCACCUUUUCAUUUGUGUUCUUGACCUCUGUCAUGUUCUACUGGAGAAGUGAGGAGGAUGCUGAGGGCCAGUUCUACAGCUGGCCUACACAGUUUUUGCCUUACCUUCCCCAUCCCACCGCCGGUGGGCCCCCUCCUCCACCAGGGGACGUGUUUUUUGUGGAGACCUCGGAGCGAACUGACCCAAGUUACCUGUUCACAUGCUCUGUGGAGUCAGCAGCCAGGACGCACCCUGGGACAAGGGUCGUGGUGCUCAUGAAAGGUUUGCCUAGUGGGAACGCCUCAUUACCCAACCACUGGGCAUUAUCCUUGCUCAGCGGCUUCCCCAAUGUGGAAAUCCGGCCCCUGGACUUGCCAGAGCUUUUCGCAGGGACGCCUCUGGCAAAGUGGUACUUGCAGCCUGAGCACCAGAAGGAACCUUAUUACUUACCCGUCCUUUCUGAUGCCUGCAGAAUUACCAUCAUGUGGAAGUUUGGUGGCAUCUACCUGGACACAGACUUCAUUGUGCUUAGGAACUUGAAGAACCUCACCAAUGCCCUUGGUAUUGAGGCUAACAAUCUACUGAAUGGGGCCUUUCUGUCCUUUGCACCCAAGCAUGAGUUCAUGGCGCUUUGCAUGCAGGACUUUGUGAAUAACUACAAUGGCUGGAUCUGGGCGCACCAGGGCCCAGGACUCUUAACGCGUGUCUUCAAGAAGUGGUGCUCCAUCAGUAAUAUCCAGAACAACAUGAACUGCAAAGGAGUGCGUGCUCUCUCCCCAGAAGCCUUUUAUCCUGUUCACUGGAGUAACUGGAAGAAGUUAUUUGGUACCAUCAGCUCCUCGGAGCUUCACAGUCUCCUUAAGAACACCUAUGCAUUGCAUGUAUGGAACAAACUGAGCCACGGGACAAAGCUAGAGAUCACGUCCCAGGCUUUGCUGGCUCAGCUGUAUUCUCAGUUCUGCCCUGCCACAUAUGUGAAGAUGAAGGAGGACUCUGGAGAGCCGUAAUGUGACCUGCAGGCCCUUGGCUGCUGGGAAGUUCCCCAACCCGAGGGAAACGGAGUGCCUGUCACCUUCCACAGAGUUGGUUUCUAGCCCGCGGAGCAGGUAUUCUGUGUGACUGCUCAGCGAUUUUGUACCAUUUCUGAUAUCUGCCUCAGAUCCCACGUGCUUCAAAUAUACACUAGAACCCGA